GCUCUGCGCUGCGGACACGGUGCAGCUGAGCUCCGGGUUGUUUCCACUGAUCCGGGAGCGGAGACCGUCUCGUUCACCGUCAACGCGUCGAGGGGGGGAGGCGGACAUGGAGCCCACGGUCGCGGGAGACGUCAAAGUGCCGGUGCUGCACAUCGUGGUGGUGGGGUUCCACCACAAGAGAGGCUGUCAGGUGGAGUUCUCGUACCCUCCUCUGCUGCCGGACGAGGGUCACGACAGUAACCUGACGCCCGAGGAGUGGAGGUACCUGCCGUUCCUCGCUCUGCCUGACGGGGCGCACAACUACCAGGAAGACACUGUGUAUUUCCACCUGCCGCCGCUGUCUGGAGACAUGAAGUGUGUGUACGGGGUUUCCUGUUAUCGUCAAAUAGAAGCAAAGGCCCUGAAGGUGCGGCAGGCGGACGUCACCAGAGAGACGGUUCAGAAGAGCGUGUGCGUCCUCAGUCGAGUGCCGCUCUACGGCCUCCUCCAGGCGAAGCUGCAGCUCAUCACUCACGCCUACUUCGAGGAGAAAGACUUCUCACAGAUCUCCAUUCUGCAGGAACUCUAUGAACACAUGAACGGCUCCUUGAGGGGCUCGACUCUGGAGGGCUCGCAGGUUUAUUUAGGGUUAUCGCCCAGAGAUCUGAUCCUGCACUUUCAACACAAGGCUGUGAUCCUCUUCAAACUCAUUUUGCUGGAGAAGAAGGUUCUGUUCUACGUGUCUCCGGUCAACAGACUCGUUGGAGCUCUCAUGACGGUUUUAUCGCUGUUUCCAGGGAUGAUCGAGCACGGCCUGGUGGACUCGUCCCACUACAAACCCCGGAGCAGCGUCUCGGAGGACCUGAGCCUGGUGGACAGCUUCUCCGGAGCCGAGGAGUUCGUCUCCGUGUCCGUCACCGACAUCGCCAGCGCGGCCCUGGAGCUGGUGGGGGAGGACGCCGGCCAGCGAGCCCCCGAGUCUCUGUCCUCCGGGACCAGCACAGAGGGGGACAACCAGCUCCUCAAGCCCCCGUCACACACCUCGCCCGACUCCUCGGAGAGCGACUGGGAGACCCUGGACCCGAGCGUGUUAGAGGAGGCUGGCGCCAAAGAGGCCACUGAGGGGAAGGAGACGGGGUCAGAGCUGACAGACGCAUUCGACUCCCACCCGGGGACGCCCAUCACGGUGCAGCCGCAGGCGGUCACCGGGCAGGGGGGGGUCACCCAGGGCCUGGUGUCCGGUCUGGAGGAGGAUCAGUACGGCCUGCCGCUCGCCGUCUUCACCAAGGGCUACCUGUGUCUGCCCUACAUGGCGCUGCAGCAGCACCACCUCCUGUCAGACGUCACGGUGCGGGGGUUUGUAGCCGGGGCCACCAACAUCCUCUUCCGCCAGCAGAGGCACCUGAGUGACGCCAUCGUGGACGUGGAGGAAGCUCGGAUCCACAUCCAGGACCCGGAGCUCCGGAAGGUCCUGAGUCUGACCACGGCCGACCUGCGCUUCGCCGACUACCUCGUGAAGCACGUGACGGAGAACCGGGACGACGUCUUCCUGGACGGGACCGGCUGGGAGGGCGGGGACGAGUGGAUCCGAGCCCAGUUCACACUCUACCUGCACUCACUACUGUCGUCUGCAAUACAGCAAGACAACGAGCGGCUGCUGGCGGAUUACGGAGCUCCCUUCGUGGCAGCGUGGAAGAUCAGCCACAACUACCGGGUGUGGUACAGCAACAAGCACCCGGCCAUGACCGCCAUCCCCCCCGGUCACCCGUUCCAGGGUCAGUACAGCGUCACGGACAUGAAGCUGCGACUCUCACACUCGGUGCAGAACAGCGAGCGAGGGAAGAAGAUCGGGAACGCCAUGAUGACCACCAGCCGCAGCGUGGUGCAGACAGGGAAGGCCGUGGGUCAGUCAGUGGGCGGAGCUUUGACCAGCGCCAAGUCGGCCAUGUCCUCCUGGUUCUCCACUCUGGCCCCCCCCGCAGCUGUCACGCCCCCGGCCUCUCCUGAAGCCGCCGUGGAGGUGGAGCCGUGAAGACCCGCCCCCUCAGUGACUGUGUCCCCCCCCCCGUCGUCCUCUGUCCUUCUGGCUCCUGAGACGCUGGAGGGUCUUCGGUCUGAGAGCUGGUUCCAUGAAGGACGAGAGAAACCCUCUGAUUGGAUGUUCUGGGCUUUUCCCUUCGUAUUCACCAGAUACGACUCUGGACAUGAAGGCGUCACUGCCACUACACAAACUGUACAGUCCACAUCCACUGUGAGGUAGAGCCCCCCCCCCCCCCCCCCCCCCCCCCCCCCCAGCUUCCGACCAAAAACCAGAGGUUCCAGCUGUUUGCCUCACGUCGACCUCGUGUGUCUCAGCUGAACCAGCUCCUGACACUAAACAGGUUGUUGUCGGGUUUUUGUGUUUUUCGCUCUUUGCUGCUUUUUUUCUCAAGAGUUUGUUUCUAUCGUCGUGUUCACGUGAAUCCGAGUCCCGGGAUUUGAGCUGAAGAUUUUAAAAGUUUAGAUUUUACAGUCUGACGUCGCUGUAAUAACAUUCUGCUUGUUUCUGCAACACGUGUCAGGUGUAAAUAUACAGGGAAACACAAUUAUUAUUAUUAUUUUACUGAGGUGACAGUUAAAAUAAUAAAAUAAAUAAGUAACAAAGUCGAACUCUAAAAUGAUUAUACGAGUGAAAACAGUAAUAUUAUUGGUACAUUGUUUUAGUAAAACAAUUUUCCCUGAUUCUCAAAUCUCAACAUAACUGGUGAUUUAUUUGAAAUUAUUAUAAAUAUUAAAUUCCCAGGUUGGAUAAAGUGUUUCUGAAGACAACAUAGAAACACAUUGUUAACUUUCUUAAGUUUGCCAAUUACAGAGAUAGGAAAAUGAAUCAUGUUAAAAAAUAAAAUCAGCCUGUGGUAAAUACUAAAUUUAAAUAAAUUAGGUUUUAAUUAUUUCAAAUGAUUGUUGCUCAUCCCCCAAAAAUCCAAACUAAGAAAAUACUUUUUGCCUUAUUUGUUUUUACAAUAUUGUGUAUCAAUGUACUUCAAUGUAUUUUCUCCAGAUUACAGAUAAUAAUCAGAUUUCUCACAUCAGGAAACAAAGUUUGGCCUUUUUCUUUAAAUUAACUUAUCAUUCAAAUAAAUACUUCCUGUUCUCACACAAACACAAACAAAUAUUAUAUUUUAACGACACGAUCUGAACGUUGUUAUUGAAACAAUCCGAUGUUAUCUGGUGAAUCCUCGUGAACCCGACGCUCCAGUUGUUCCCUGAUGAACGUGAUGAAUUAUCCCUCGUUAACUAUGAAGGAACCCGGCUGUUCACCCUUUUCUACUGUACCCUCACGUUAUAUACAUAUCUAUCUAUAUAGAUAUAUAUUGGGAGAACUAUAUUGAGUAAAUUUGCAGAUAGUAAAAACGUAUUUAUUUGUCAUGUAUGAACGUAUCUCAUGAAUAUUCCAUGUUCUGUCAGGACAACACUGGAACGCGUCCCGACUGGGGACCCCUGUGUGUACUUGCACAACGCAACCGUUCAUUGUGUUGCUGUGAAUCCUGUAGAAGUGUAACUGCCGACACUCGGUUGUGUUGAUGUGUCGUGGUCCAGCGAGCAUGUGUCACCGCUGUGAUCUGUGUCAUCCUGCUUCUCUGAGAAAUGUUUUUAAAGAUCGAUCACUUCACUUUCUUUUCUCUUCACACUUUUAAGAAUCUUCUUCGGCCGCUGACUCGUUUCUGGAAUUUGAUUCCUGGUUUAAGUUUUGAGAAAAUUAUCCGGGUUUUUGUUUUUGUUUUUGUUUUUUUUUACCCUCUGAUGAUAUAUUUUUCUUUUUGUAUUUAAAAAAAAAGAUUCGAAUGUAAUGUGAACUCAGAUUCACAUAAUAUUUUUCUUGACAGAUGCUUUUAAUGUAUUUGGGAAAGAAAGUGAAACUAUAUUAUAUUGCUGUAUUAAAAAGAAUAAUUAAAGAACCGCAGCCUUUUA
Molecule: messenger RNA, 3930 nt
Organism: Pleuronectes platessa (European plaice)
Lineage: Eukaryota; Metazoa; Chordata; Actinopteri; Pleuronectiformes; Pleuronectidae
Gene: avl9
Product: AVL9 homolog (S. cerevisiase)
Exons: 16
Coding region: 107-2011 (634 amino acids)
Cellular component (GO): cytoplasm
Source: RefSeq, a predicted model, not a curated record